Messenger RNA from Mercenaria mercenaria, 6515 nucleotides. Its product is annotated as transmembrane protein 127-like. The transcript is spliced from 3 exons. NCBI's taxonomy places the organism in Eukaryota, Metazoa, Mollusca, Bivalvia, Venerida, Veneridae. Gene Ontology annotation, cellular component: membrane. Gene Ontology annotation, biological process: negative regulation of TOR signaling; negative regulation of cell population proliferation. The record is from RefSeq and is a predicted model, not a curated record. Bases 83 to 922 code for a protein of 279 amino acids.
CAUGCUUCCGGUAAAAGUAAACAGGAAGUAGAAAAAAUAACAAAAAUAAAUAUUUUAUAUGUUUAAUCAAUAAUUAGCUGACAUGCCUUCAAGAAGUGAAGGAAGAGAGUCCAGUUCUCGGAGAAGUAGAUCCCGGCGAAGCAGAAGUCGGCACAGAGAACACCAUCGCCACCGUCGAACUCGAUUGAAACGCGGAGAGAAAAAUUUCGCAGCUGCAGUUUGUAACAUGCUUGCAAUUGUCUUGAUAUGUACGUCAUUAGCUGAACCAAAAUGGAUAAAGCUGCAUGGAGGCGGAUGUAUGGUGGAGAGUGAGCCAUUACAUCAUUUGGGAGCUUAUCAAUUCUUUUUCCCUGGAAAGUUUAUAUCUCAAGAGCGUGAUUUCACAGACGACUCAAUCACCCAUGUUGUGUAUCAGUUUGGACCAAAUAUCAAAGACAAAAUGGACAACUGUGUCACAUUCAAGGCUGCAUUACUUAUGAAGACAGUGAUCGCAUUUUGUUUCCUCGCCAUUAUAUCAAGUCUGGCCGCCUUUAUUCUCGAUCUCACUUUACCCAAGAAUAGGCCUUGCAAACUGCUGCGGGUAAAUGCUAUUCCAAGUAUUGUUACUGUGAUAUUGAGUGUAGUGAUAAACUUAUUCUGCUAUUGGCUGACAACAGAGGUUGAAACUCUUCAGAAAGAGACUAAAGCUCAUCCAGGAAGCAAAGUGAUCAUAGACUUUGAUAUAAGUUUUUACCUUGUGACUGCAGGUGGCGGGCUUAGUGUAAUUGCUACUGCAUUCAACUGCUUGAAGCGCCACCCAUUGCAUGAGGAUAGUCAGGGGGAGUCACUCUUAGAUGACUAUGAAGGAAUGGAUAUAUUACCUCCCCCUGUUCCUGAGCCACCACUGCUGAAUCUCCCUCCACCUCCAGCUUAUUCACCAUAAUGAUGGAUCUGAAUUUCGUAGAAUUUUUUAUGUUGAUAUACCAGAUGUUUUGACAUAAGACAUAAGUCAUUUGAUUGCCCUUUGCUGACAUAUCAAUUAUUAUGUCAUACUAAAUUGGAUCUACAUUUUGUGUUAUUGGACAGGUAGGUUAAAUUCAGCUGUCUGACACUGAUACAAAUGUAUAAAAAAAAAUCAGAAAAUGUUAAACAUGCAAGUGUCUACUGUGAUGAUGAUAAAUCAUAACAACAAAAGUGAUGGGGGACACAAAGCAUAGAUCCACUUUGGUAUGGCCUAACUAUUACCUAUUAGUGCUGGUGAUGUUGUGAUUAAUCAAGAAAAAAUCUUGAAUAAGUAGUCCAUCAAGAGAUGGUUAGUGCAGCUUUUCAUCACUGACGAAUUCUGACAUCUUUAUAAUGGCCCCAACCUAAGUUUUAGUUUUAUACAACAAAAUUGCCAAUCGUAAAAUUGUGCAUUGAUAAUGGUCAGUUAUAAGACAUGUUUGUGAAAAAAAUGUCCAUACAUAGAAAUGGUAUUCAGAGUUAGAAAAAAUACUUGAAUUAAAAUUGAAAAGGUUAUUCUUUUGAUCACAUCUUGGAUACAUUUCAGAUACUAGUGUUUUAUUUUAGUCAUGAUAAUUUAGAUAAAUCAACAGCAGGCUAUUAUUUUUACUGUUACUGACAUUGACAUUUUGGCCGAUUCCUAAAACAGUAUGUAAAAUAUACGCAUAAAGUGAAAUAAUUAAUUUUUGUGGCAUAUUUUCUGUCUGCUGUGAACAAAAUUCUCAUUCUUUUUACCUCCAAAGGUUGAAAUCCACAGAUUUUUAUCUCCAUGAAAUAGUCUUUUUAGCUAAAACCUUGAAAUUUCAUGCAUACAAUGUUCGGUGUUUUUACAGUAUUCACAAUAAAAAUGACCAUCCUGCAGAAUAAUUUGAGCCGCACCAUGAGAAAACCAACAUAGUGCGUUUGUGACCAGCAUGGAUCCAGCACAUCCACGCAGUCUGGUCAGGAUCCAUGCUGUUCGCUUUCAGAGCCUAGGUAUUGCAAUUAGAGAAACCGUUAGCGAACAGCAUGGAUCCUGACCAGACUGUGUGGAUGCGCAGGCUGGUCUGGAUCUAUGCUGGUCGCAAAUGCACUAUGUAGGUUUUCUCAUGGUGCGGCUCAUUUUAUGUAAAUAAACAGUGUCAUAAAGUGCAUCCAUCUUUCAAGAUAAUAUUAACGUAAAAUGUAGAGCAUAUUUAACUUGGCUAAAUAAAAAAAAGCAGUGUAUCAAGUACUGUAUGUAGAGCUAAUGUUAUAAUUAAAUGUCAUACCAUAAAGUUGCUUCUUAAAAAGCUUGUAGUGUUUUUAGUCGUAGUACACAUAUGUACUGUGUUUAACUGUACAUUAAUUUACUGAGUGUGUAUCAUUAUAAACCUAAUGCAUAGUACUGUUAAUACACGUAACUUUGUUAAUUUUGUGUUUUUACAUAAAGUAUGUGUAAUAAUUGUUUAUAUUUUAAAAUAUGAAAUAUUGAAAUUUAAGGCACUGACCUCCAGAUCAUUCGACAAUUUAAAAAAACAAAGGAAAGUUUUUAGAAAUCAGAAAGUUAUUGCUGCAUUUGUUAAGAAGGCUUUGAAACUUAGUUACUGACAGAUUAUAUGUUAUAGAAACACAUCAGAUGUAGUUGUUUUUGCUAUUUUUCCAUUCAAAAUUGAAAAGCGUUUGUAAAGGGGUACUGGAGAUAAACUGCCUUAAUUAUAAAACUUUAUAUUUUGCAACUAUUAAGUACGUACUCCUCUACGGUGUUUUGGUCUAGAACGCUGGAAAAAUUUUAUUGCCACAACAGCCCGCGUUUGAUUCCCAACUAGGGCAUUUUUUUUCUUGAUUGGCAUUUUUUAAGAAAGUUUAGAAACAAAACAAAAAACUCAUGUUUUAAUUUUUCGUAAUAUGACCAAACUUCAGUUGUAAAGAAAGAUGAUUUUUUAGUCAAAAUCUGGAGGUCAGUGCCUUUAAAUAAUUUCAAAGUAUCGUAAUAAUACCUACCACGUCUAUUUUUAGCCCACCAUCAUCAGAUGGUGGGCUAUUCAAAUCACUCUGCGUCCGUGGUCCGUCGUCCUUCCGUCCGUCCGUCCUUCCGUUAACAAUUUCUUGUCAGAAUGAUGUAUUUAUACCCUAGUUAUGUCCCUCUGAAAAUCAGACUGGUUCAACAAUUUUUGAGUGAGUUAUGGCCCUUUGUUUAUUUCUAUAAUUUACAUAGAUUUAUAUAGGGAAAAACUUUAAAAAUCUUCUUGUUCAAAACAACAGGGCCUAGGGCUUUGAUAUUUGGUAUGAAGCAUCAUCUAGUGGUCCUCUACCAAGAUGUUUCAAAUUAUUUCCCUGGGGUCUAAUAUGGCCCCGCCCCGGGGGUCACAUGGUUUAUGUAGACUUAUAUAGGGAAAAACUUCGAAAAACCUCUUGUCCAAAACCACAGGGCCUAGGGCUUUGAUAUUUUGUAUGUGACAUCAUCUAGUGGUCUUCUACUAAGAUUAUUCAAAUUAUCCCCCUAGGGUCAAAUAUGGCCCCACCCCGGGGGUCACAUGGUUUAUAUAGACUUAUAUAGGGAAAAACUUCGAAAAUCUUCUUGUCCAAACCACAAAGCCUAGGGCUUUGAUAUUUGUAAUGUAGCAUCAUCUAGUGGUUCUCUACCAAGUUUGUUCAAAUUAUCCCCCUAGGGUCAAAUAUGGCCCCGCCCCGGGGGGUCACACGGUUCAUAUAGACUAUAGGGAAAAGCUUUUAAAAUCUUCUUGUCAAUAACCUACAAUAUUCAAAUUUGGACAUGUAUGGUUUUGAGUGGCAAGAUGAACCUUGACAUGAGUUGACCUUGAUUUUGACCUAGUGACCUACUUUCACAUUUCUGUGGCUACAGGCUUCAAAUUUGGACCACAUGCAUAGUUUUGUGCACUGAAAUGAAAUUUGGCCUUGAUUUUGACCUAGUGACCUACUUUCACAUUUCUCAAGCUACAGCCUUCAAAUUUGGACCACAUGCAUAGUUUUGUAUACCGAAACAAACUGACCUUGACAUUGACCUAGUGACCUACUUUCACAUUUUUGAAGGUACAGGCUUCAGAUUUGGAGCACAUGCAUAGUUCUGUGUUCUGAAAUAAAAUUUGACCUUGAUUUUGACCUAGUGACCUACUUUCACAUUUCUCAAGCUACAGCCUUCAAAUUUGGACCACUUGCAUAGUUUUGUGUAACAAAAUGAACUUUGACCUUAAGAUUGACCUAGUGACCUACUUUCACAUUUCUGUAGCUACAGGCUUCAAAUUUAGACCACAUGCUGGAUUGUGUACCGAAACAAACUUUGACAUUGACCUAGUGACCUUCUUUCACAUUUUUGAAGGUACAGGCUUCAGAUUUGGACCACAUGCAUAGAUUUGUGUUCUGAAGUGAAAUUUGACCUUGAUUUUGACCUAGUGACCUACUUUCACAUUUCAUAAGCUACAGCCUUCAAAUUUGGACCACUUGCAUAGUUUUGUGUACCGAAAUAAACUUUGACCUUAAGAUUGACCUAGUGACCUACUUUCAAAUUUCUCAAACUACAGCCUUCAAACUUGAUGCACAUGCAUAGUUUUGUGUACAAAGAACUUUGUCCUUGAAAUUGACCUAGUGACCUACUUUCACAUUUCUCAAGCUACAGCUUUCGAAUUCGGACCACAUGCACAAUGUUGUGUACGGAAAUGAAAAUUUGACCUUGAGCUAGUCAAUAAGUCUUGAAAUUUGGAACACUCAAAAAUGGCACAUUGGUGGGUGCCAAGAUCACUCUGUGAUCUCUUGUAUUGGAGAUAUGAAAUAAGUUAGUGUAAAAAUCAAACUGAAUAUAGAUAUGAGAAAAAAAUAUAUAUGAUUUUAUAUGUAAGUAGAUUCUUCUUUGAUACACAUGCUUUAGGUAGGAUAAAUGUUUACAUUUACAUGUGUGAGGGAAUGACAUUUGCAUAUUUUUAAAAAAAAAAUCUGGUACUUUCAGGUAAUAUUCCCAAUGGCAUUUAUUUUAAAGCAUUGAGUCAGAUUCUGUAUGCCCAGUUAAGUUGUGUUGUUACCUCCCCUUAACUGAAAUCUGGUUUAAUAUGGCUUCAUGGUUUAUAUACAUGUACCAGGGCCCAGUUGUUUGAAACUUUAACCAGCUGUUAGACUAACCUCUGGUUAAAUUUUGGUUAAAAAUGUUAGUCUAGGUAGGAAACACUAGUUUGAUGUUUUUAUUUUACUGUAAAGAUGUUUAAGUGUUCAUAAUUCUUAACUCAUACAUUUGUUUUUCUAAGUUUUCUAAAAUGUUGAAAUAUAACCCUAAUAAAAGUUAAUCACCUGUUAGCGUAAUCUUCUGUUAAAAUUUUGACCAACUGGGUCCAGGUUGUUCUGAACCUUUUUAUCAAGUGUUUACACGUGUACAUAUAUAGUUCUUUACAUCAUAAUUAUGUCUUAGUAAUCAUUGCUGUUUUAUGACUUUUGUUGUUGAAUCUUCUUCUUUUAAAGGGGAAAGAUAAUCAAUGUCAGAUAAUUUUUGUUAUUUAACUCAAAAAGUUUUGAGGACUCGUUUUUUUUUUAUUUAUUCCUUCUUAUACCAUUUAAAACAUACAACAAUGUGUUUGUAAGCAAAUAUGUCUUCUAGAGUGUAACAUAUUUAGCAGAAAUACUAAUUCCGUUUUGGUGCGAUUUCCCCCUAAUUUUAAUCACUAUGAAGUGAAUUUCUGCUCCAGAUUGGCCCAUCCCCCAUUUCCCAAAACUGAAAAAAAAAACUUGGAGCAGAAUAAGUGGAAAUGAAAAUCUAGUAAUGAUUUUAUAGUGGCUUUACUUUAUCAUAAUUGGAAUGCUUAAUUUCUGGACACCUGUUGAUUUUUCUGUUACCAGAUUGUUACUACAAGGUACAAACUGAUAUAAUAUAUAUUAACUAACUUGCUUUUAAACCUAAUUGCAAUUUUAUCUGUUAUAUUGCCCAACAUUUUUUAUAUAAACAUGUAUAAACAAAUUACAAAAGCUUUUAUAAGGUUUAGAUCAUGCUAUAAACAUUGCAUAGUAUAAUAUGACUUCUUUUAUAAAUCGCUGGUCCAUAGUUUGUACUGUACUAUAAAUUCAGGCUAUAGUUCACACUAAAUUUUGCUGGCCUAACAUCAGAACUUGAAGAAAGACAAGAUGAAAAUUUGUUUCUAAUGUCAUGUUAUAAAACAUUUACUGAACGGCUUGCCAGCAAAUAGUGAAAACUAUUUGCCCUAAUUUCUUCAGGACUCGGGCAAUAGUUUUGACUGUUCUGACUUAUUGACCAGCAAGCCAAUCAGUAAGUGUAUUCUGUCUGGAUUUGAAAUGAUUCACUUUGUACUAUUUUAUGUCUUUCACUGUCAUGUAAUUCUAAAAUACAGUUGUGUGCCCCGAACUUUACAGAAUCAUUUUCGUUGCAGGGAAAUGAUCAUCGAGCUGUCUGUAAAUAUUUCUGUUUUAAAUAGAACAAAUCUUAAAUUGUUAAAAAAGAAGAAAUCAUGUGAUGAUUAUAUUGUGUUAUUUGUUAUGUAAUUGAUUUACAUAGUCCAGUGCUUAUGUGUUAUUUAAGCUUGGUUUUAUUAAUAAUAAAAGAUGGAUGUUUUGUUUAA